Molecule: messenger RNA, 1482 nt
Organism: Periconia digitata
Lineage: Eukaryota; Fungi; Ascomycota; Dothideomycetes; Pleosporales; Periconiaceae
Source: the annotation of a GenBank genome assembly
CUCAAUAUGCGCCGCAUCUCCAUCGAUAACUUUGGUUUGAAUAAUGGAAAGAGAGACGAUGUCUUCUUUCCGGCUAAGAAAAGGAGAAAGGGGUGGUGCGCUGCAAGCCCAAAACUAUUCACAACUUUGCUUUGCUUCAUCGUGUGGUACUGCUGGUCGCAAACUUCCGGUAGCAAGUACGAAAUACCAGAGGACAAUUUUGCCUAUGUCGAUGACCCGAGUUUGGUGGAUAUCCUGAACUCAACACUAGGUUUUGAGAAGAUCCUAGUUCUCAACCUCCCUUUCCGAACAGACCGUCGAGACGCCAUGACCCUCUCAGCAGCAACCAGCAACAUCCACCUCGACUUCCUCGACGGCGUAACCGGAGACAGCAUCAAACCCAGCGCGUACCCACCGCCGCAGGAAAACCAAAAACUCCAAGCCGGCAUCCGCGGAAGCUGGCGAACCCACAUGAACGCCCUCCAGACCAUCAUAUCACAGAACCUCACCACGGCACUCAUCAUGGAAGACGACGUGGACUGGGACAUACGCAUCCGGCAGAACCUCCAACGCUUCGCCAUCGCCUCGCGCUUCCUCUCGGGAGGAGACGGAGAAACCCCAUCUCUAGACCUCGACCAGAAAUUCGCCAUCCAACACCGACCAAACACCGAAACGGCAGAAAACUCGUUCAAGAUCCUCACGGAGCACACCAUGGUGGAAAAAACGCUGCCUUCCCUCCCCCUCACCUCCGCAUACGCCUUUUCCCAAUCCUCCUCCUCCUCCUCCUCUUCCUCUUCGACCCAACAACAACACCGCAGCAAGAGCACCCCCCACUCACCCUACGGCAACCCCGCGAACUGGGACAUCCUAUGGAUCGGCCACUGCGGCGCCGGUUUCCCACGUUCCUCCUCCCCCUCUUCCUCCUCCUCUUCCAACGACCCCCCUUCAACCCCCCUUUCAAACAUCAUCCUAACCCAACCCAACGACUCCACAGUCCCAACCACCCACCACCUAAAAGCGCACCCAUUCCAAGGGACCCUCGACCCCCUCGCCUCAGCAUACCCCCCGCACACACGCAUUUUCCACCGCGCAACCGGCGGCCAACUCUGCACAGUCGCAUACGCCGUCUCUCAGCGCGGCGCGCGCCGCCUCCUACACCAGUUUGCGACAAAAGGCUGGAACGGCAUUUUCGAUGCUGAGUUGGGGAGGUGGUGUGCGGGCGAGGAUCCGGAUAUGGGGGAUCAGAAGAAAAGGGAGGGGAAGAUGAAGAAUAAGGAAAGAGAGAGAGUCUGUUUAACGAGUCAACCGCCUAUUUUCGCGCACCAUCACCCUCAGCAGGGCGAGAGCGAUAUUGGUGGCUUGGGCGGCGGGUAUGCGAAGAAGUAUGAGACGAAAUAUCUGAGGUUGAGCGUGCGCAUGAAUUUGGAGCGCAUUGUUGAAGGUGGUGGUAGGGAGGAGUUUGUGGAUCAGUGGCCCGAUGAGGGUGGGCAGGUCGUUGGCUAA